Molecule: messenger RNA, 2762 nt
Organism: Oncorhynchus keta (chum salmon)
Lineage: Eukaryota; Metazoa; Chordata; Actinopteri; Salmoniformes; Salmonidae
Product: serine/threonine-protein kinase B-raf-like
Biological process (GO): protein phosphorylation; signal transduction
Cellular component (GO): plasma membrane; cytosol; mitochondrion
Molecular function (GO): ATP binding; protein kinase activity
Source: RefSeq, a predicted model, not a curated record
AUUGUCACUGACACAGAAAGGAGGAAAGUGGUACCCUAAUUUCCUCGUGUACCCCCAAACCAUCACAUCCCGGUGCUUUACUAGCCAGCUACAUUUCUUGAAUCUGUCUCCCCCUCCUGUCUCCUCUCCUCGAUUAUUUUCCACUCAGCUGAUCGCAGUUUAAAAUGGCGGCGUUGAGUAACGCCGAGUCCCCACCGCCCGUCUUCAACGGUGACACGAUGGACCGAGACCCGGAGCGGGAGCGGGGACUGGAGGAGCUGGGAGCCUGCCUGGACCCCGCCUGUUCGGUGGGGAUCCCGGAAUGUCCGCAGGACGAGGAGAUCUGGAAUAUCAGACAGAUGAUCAAGCUGACACAGGAGCACUUAGAGGCACUACUGGACAAGUUUGGAGGAGAAUGUAACCCCCCGUCCAUAUACCUGGAGGCCUAUGAGGAGUACACCAGUAAGCUGUGUGUGUUGCUCUCAGAGGAGCAGCAGCUCCUGGAGGCCAUGGGGAACAGGACAGACUUCUACUCCUCCCCCACGCCCCCUUCCCUCCUGGACGGGGGGUUUGAGCUGUUCUGGGGGAUCCGGGGCACCCAGUUCCUUCUCCCCUCCGCCCCCAACACCCUGGCUGUCCUCCAGACCCCUACAGACGGACGGGCCAAUCCCCGCUCCCCUCAGAAACCCAUCGUCAGGGUGUUCCUGCCCAAUAAACAGCGGACCGUGGUGAUCCCAGCCCGCUGUGGCAUGACGGUCAGAGACUCUCUGAAGAAGGCUUUAAUGAUGAGGGGACUAAUCCCUGAAUGCUGUGCUGUCUACAGGAUACAGGAUGGAGAGAAGAAGCCUCUUGGCUGGGACACAGACAUCUCCUGGCUGACAGGGGAGGAGCUACACGUGGAAGUGCUGGAGAACGUUCCUCUGACCACACACAACUUUGUGAGUGAGGAAGACGUUUUUACGUUGGCCUUCUGCGAUUUUUGCCGGAAGCUUCUGUUCCAGGGGUUCCGAUGUCAGACGUGUGGCUAUAAGUUCCACCAGCGUUGCAGUACGGAGGUGCCGCUCAUGUGUGUCAACUACGACCAGCUAGAUUUGUUGCUGGUGUCGAAGUUCUUUGAGCACCACCCCAUCACCCAGGAGGAGGUGUCGUCAGAGGGCACCACCCCCGUGUCCGAGGCCUACCCGUCACUGCCCCCGUCCGACUCCACCGGGUCCCUGCACCACGCCAGCGUGUCCCCGUCCAAGUCCAUCCCUAUCCCCCAGAAUUUCAGGCCCGGAGAAGAGGACCACAGGAACCAGUUUGGACAGAGAGACCGCUCGUCCUCCGCUCCCAACGUCCACAUCAACACCAUCGAACCAGUCAACAUAGACGACUUGAUUCGAGACCAAGGUUUACAGAGAUCAGAAGGAGCCCUCCCAUUGCAGACCCUCCCACCCGCCUGCUGCUUGAGGAAACACCGAACACGGAUCUCAAGCCCCCUCCUAUACUCCUACCCCAAUGACAUAGUCUUUGAUUUUGAGUCCGAGCCUGUGUUCCGAGGGUCGACUGCAGGGCUGUCGGCCACGCCCCCGGCCUCGCUGCCUGGCUCAUUGACCAAUGUGAAGGCUCCUCAGAAGUCUCCGUGUCCACAGAGAGAGAGGAAGUCAUCGUCCUCGUCUGACGACCGCAAUAAGAUGAAAACCCUGGGCAGACGGGACUCUAGUGACGACUGGGAGAUCUCAGAAGGUCAGAUCACCCUGGGUCAGAGGAUAGGCUCUGGGUCCUUUGGGACCGUCUUCAAGGGCAAGUGGCACGGCGACGUGGCGGUGAAGAUGUUGAACGUGACCGCUCCCACACCACAGCAGCUACAUGCCUUUAAGAACGAGGUGGGAGUCCUCCGGAAGACUCGUCACGUCAACAUCCUGCUGUUCAUGGGUUACACCACCAAGCCUCAGCUGGCCAUCGUGACCCAGUGGUGUGAGGGUUCCUCCCUCUACCACCAUCUACACAUCAUAGAGACCAAGUUUGAGAUGAUCAAGCUCAUAGAUAUCGCCCGGCAGACCGCGCAGGGCAUGGAUUACCUUCACGCCAAAUCCAUCAUCCACAGAGACCUGAAGAGCAACAACAUCUUCCUACACGAGGACCUGACCGUGAAGAUAGGAGACUUCGGCCUGGCCACAGUGAAGUCCCGCUGGAGCGGCUCCCACCAGUUUGAACAGCUCUCUGGCUCCAUCCUGUGGAUGGCCCCAGAGGUCAUCCGUCUGCAGGAUAAGAACCCUUACAGCUUCCAGUCCGACGUCUAUGCCUUCGGGAUAGUUCUCUACGAGUUGAUGUCUGGGGCCUUGCCCUACUCCAACAUCAAUAACAGAGACCAGAUAAUCUUCAUGGUGGGUCGGGGAUACCUGUCUCCUGACCUCAGUAAGGUGCGCUCCAACUGUCCUAAAGCCAUGAGGAGGCUGAUGGCUGACUGUAUGAAGAAGAAGAGAGAGGAACGACCCCUAUUCCCUCAGAUCCUGGCGUCCAUUGAGCUGCUGGCGCGUUCUUUACCCAAGAUCCACCGCUCCGCGUCGGAACCCUCACUGAACCGAGCCGGGUUCCAGACGGAGGACUUCAGCCUGUACGCCUGCUCCUCCCCCAAAACCCCGAUACAGGGGGGAUACGGGGAGUUUUCAGCAUUUAAAUAAGAUGCUGAUCCAGAUUCCACCAGUUCAGCCAGUCCGUCCCUCGUCCCUCUUCAACCAAGUCUUGUGUUCCUGCGGUGGAUUACUUCAUCCAUUUUAACCACAAACCAACAUCCUAGUCUC